Macrobrachium nipponense is the source of this 1656-nucleotide messenger RNA. It is a transcript of the gene NANS, whose product is annotated as sialic acid synthase-like. Gene Ontology annotation, molecular function: N-acylneuraminate-9-phosphate synthase activity. The record is from RefSeq and is a predicted model, not a curated record. Gene Ontology annotation, biological process: carbohydrate biosynthetic process. The transcript has 7 exons. Bases 438 to 1499 code for a protein of 353 amino acids. Lineage: Eukaryota; Metazoa; Arthropoda; Malacostraca; Decapoda; Palaemonidae.
AUUCGGUGAUCGUUUGCGUGUGGUAUUUUCGUCAAUUUGAGGAUCGUCGCGACCGUCGGGUUGUGUGGCACAGGUGGUUUUGGAAGCUGGAGGGAGAGGGAAGCGCGCGGAACAAAGGGUCCAGAGAAAACAGUUUGGACUAUGGCCCGCGAGCCGCUAAUAUGUCGUCUUUUGAUUCGGUGAUACUGACGGUGAAGAAAUAUACUCCGUGAGGGCGGUUACUUCCCCCGCAGAGGAAGCGUCUGCCUUGAGCACUGCACAGGAUAUUAAUUUCUCAGUGCUGGUGUCGAUACGUUUGGAUUUUAGUGUUUAUUGGUCAAGGUUUCUGGAUAUCCACAGGCCGCCACGCAGUUCGUAUCAAAAAGCAAUAAAAAAGAUAUUAAGUGCUAUUUUGAAAUCUAUGCGACGAAGGAUAUAAUCAACAAAGUGUGUGAGGGAUGGAACCGUUAGAGUUGGUACCUGGGCGGUACAUAGGGGAAGGCCAGCCGUGUUUCAUCAUUGCCGAAAUUGGCCAAAACCACCAGGGAGAUGUCCAGUUGGCCAAGACGCUGAUAAGGAGAGCAAAGGAAUGCGGCGCGGACUGCGUGAAGCUACAGAAGUCGUCCCUUGGGGACAAGUUCAACACGAAGGCCCUGAACAGACCCUACGACUCGGACCACGCUUGGGCGGACACCUACGGCAGCCACAAGGAGCACCUCGAGUUCACCCGGGACCAGUUCGUCGAACUUCAGAACUUCGCUCGGGACCUCGAUAUCCCUCUCACUGCCUCCGCCAUGGACAUUCCGUCGGUAUUACUUCUGACCGAUCUGGAAGUGCCUUUUUUAAAAGUGGGAUCUGGGGACGUUCACAACAUGCCUCUCCUGCGGGUGGCUGCGGCAACGGGGAAGCCUCUCGUCAUAUCCACAGGGAUGUCGGACAUCGCCUGGAUUUCCAAGGUCUACGAGGAGCUGAGCGCCGCCACGGAUCCGCCAACGCCCCUGGUGAUCCUGCAGUGCACAUCCGCGUAUCCCACACCCCCAGAACACGUCAACUUGAGGGUCCUGGACACCUACGCCCAAGUAUUCUCGCACGCCCACAUAGGGUACUCGGGUCACGAACUGGGCAUACACAUUACGGUAGCUGCCGUUGCUCGUGGUGCUAGGGUGGUGGAACGCCACUUGACCCUCAACAAGAGCUGGAAGGGCAGCGACCACUCGUGUUCCCUGGAACCCCACGACCUCCGGGAGUUGGUCAAGGCCAUCAGAUGUGUGGAGGCUGCCCUGGGAAGCCCUCUCAAGGCCUUCCAGCCCUCUGAGGAGUCCUGUUACGCGAAGCUGGGCAAGACGAUAGUGGCCGCGCGUCCCAUCAAAGCAGGCGUGAUGCUGACGGAGGAAGACCUCGUGGCCAAAGUGGCUCACCCCAGGGGCGUCUCCGCCCAGAGGCUGGACGACCUCGUUGGGGGCUACUUGAACAGGGACGUGGGCGAGGACGAGAGCAUCAUGGAGGCGGACAUAUUGUGAAAACGCCCCUUGUGAAGAUGCCUUCGCUUGAAGCUGCGCGCUUCUUUGUGGCCGGAGCUGAGGUCGACUCAAGAGGAAGAGGAGGGAGAAAGCGGAAGGGUGAGAGUGCUACGGAGGAGGUCGAGUGUUGUGGUGAUUGUGGAGGAGGAGGAGGAGG